This is a messenger RNA of Notechis scutatus (mainland tiger snake), 3090 nucleotides long. It is a transcript of the gene CTNNBIP1, whose product is annotated as catenin beta interacting protein 1. Lineage: Eukaryota; Metazoa; Chordata; Lepidosauria; Squamata; Elapidae. Gene Ontology annotation, molecular function: beta-catenin binding. Gene Ontology annotation, biological process: negative regulation of Wnt signaling pathway. Gene Ontology annotation, cellular component: beta-catenin destruction complex; nucleus; cytosol. The record is from RefSeq and is a predicted model, not a curated record.
AUGUUGCCGCCCGAAGGCGAAGCGGCUGGCCGCGUUUGGAGCGGCGGCGGCGGCGGCGGCUCCCUCCCUUCCUCCUGGAGUCGUCCAGGCGCCUCCUCCUCCGUUCCCUCCCUCGGUCGCCGCCGCUCUGAGUCACGACGGCAGAGGGAGGAGGAAGAGGCGCAGCAGAAGAGGCAGGCGCUCGCUCGCACACGAGCCGCUCUCCGGCGCAACCGGGCGUCUCACCUCACGGAACCCGCCUGGCUUCUUCGCCGCUCCCGGAGACGCCAACGGAGAGGGGGGAGGCUCGCCCCCUCCCUCAUCAAAGACCCCCCCCUCCCCCUCCCCAAAAAAAAAAAAAGGCAGAAACCCACCGCCUCAGGGUUGUUGUUUGUGGCAUUUCCAGGCUAAGAGAUCACAAUCAAGUAUUCUGAAGCCUUCAAAACUGGGAAAAAAAGGGGAAUGAACCGUGAGGCUGUUCCGGGGAAGAGUCCGGAGGAGAUGUACAUUCAGCAGAAAGUGAGAGUCCUGCUAAUGCUUAGAAAGAUGGGAUCAAACUUAACCAGCAGUGAAGAGGAGUUCCUACGGACGUAUGUGGGAGUAGUGAAUAGCCAGCUUAGCCAACUUCCUCAGCACUCUAUUGACCAAGGUGCCGAGGAUGGCGUGAUGGCAUUUUCCAGAUCAGAGACCGAAGACCGAAGACAGUAACUGGAGUGGCUCUUUUGCGCUAUAUAGAACUGGAAAGGGGGCAAACGAAGCGCCAGGCAGGUCAAGGAAGAUGAAAGGGCACCCCCUCGGUCCCUUUGCGCCCUCUCCUAAAGCCGGUGUGUCCCCGCGAUAGCUGCCCCUGCUCGAAAUGCUCUUUGUCUUCUCCCCUCCAGCCCUCCUGGAUGCAUUUCACAGCCGUCGGUUCUGUUCCCCUAUUAUUUUGGCUCCGUAGGUUUGUCGCCGAUCCAGGAUGACUCCGGGAAUGCAUUUAGGAUUGGCUUACCUGCCCUUACCUCCACCCCUAAAAAGCGAACCGAUUGGCAGGUUCAGAGAAGGAAAUGCAACAGCCCCACCCCAACCCCCUCGUGUUUAAUUUUCCCUUUUUUUUUUUUUAAUGAAUGGUUGCUGAUGCCCAGCUUGCCAAGCCUUCAGGCGCCAGCGCUUAUUAUAUAGGUCACGCUUGUUGUGUGUUUUUGGAGAGGGGCUUGGUCGUGGGCAAGUGGAAGAGGCCUGGGUUAGAGAGGCUUGUAGAUGUUUUGCUGAGAUCAGUGUUUUCUUUUUUCUUUUUGCUGGAAUGUGGGGGUGGGGAGGACAGAGGGGAAGAGGGUAACCCAUGUGUUUUAGUUACCGCUUUGCAAUUUCUGGAAAGGGUGGGAGAGGCAGAUCCUUGGCUCUAUUUAUUAUAAGCUUGCUUGCCUUUCAGAAGAAAGCCAUGGCUGACUUUCAGCCAAUUGCAAAAUCUGCCCCUCCGUGGCUGCUGCUCCCUUGGAAAUCUCUGGUUUUCUAGGGUGGGUCUUCAGGCUGAAAGGAAGCGCUCAAAAGCCCAGAUGGUGAAAUUUCCCAAUUUUUUUUAAAAAAUCAAGAAACCACAUUUGUGCUCAGGAGAUUUGCCGACACUCUGCCGGCAUUGACAGGUUGCAAAAUCUGCAACCCUCCUCUUCAGAUUGGACCUGUUUUGCUGUAGCUCUUUACUCUAAUUCCUGAGUGUAUUUUUUGUUUUUUUGGGCGGGGGGUUAACAAAAUUUACUCUCAAUGGCUCUAGGUGGUAGAACCAAUUCACAGUAUUAGUUAUAGACCAGAGUAUUAAGAUCCCAAAAGCUGCUUCAUCCACGUAUUUCCUUCCAGGCAGGCAGCAUUGCUGGCUGGGGAAUUCUGGGAGUUGAAGUCCAGACCUCUUUAAAGUUGCCAAGGUUAGAAACACUAGCCUAGGAGAAAAUGAGAAUUGAUUUGUGGGGGUUGGUGAAAAUGAAGCUUCAUUUCUUGGGCACCCAUUGGUGACCCACUGGGGAAAUCAACAAUAAAUAUAGUUUACCCUUAACAGUAAAAUUUAAGUUCCUCUAGAAAGUUGGGGUUUUGGCCUUUUUGGUUUUCUUAAAAAUAUGGAUGCAGAAGGCUGGCUUUUGAAAAGGACACAUUCUUUUUCAGGUUAUACUUAAAUUUCCACACAGUAGGGACUCCAGAUUUCCUUCUUUGCGUUAUAGGAAAUUGCCUUCCCCAGAAGAUCAAACCAAUGUUUGUGUCUAACCCUCCUUUUCAAUAAAAGGUACAAUUUGGACUGUGGUUUUGUGUUCGGGACCAACUUAAAUCCCACCAUCGCCUGGUGCUGUUUGUUUGUUUCAUUAACUUCUUCUUUUUUUUUAAUAUCCUUCGGUGGUGCUCUUCCCCCAAAAACUCGGCACACACACAUACAUACACACCCUCCACCCUCAACAAUACUCUCUUUUAAUCAUUUGCUCUUCAUUCUGUGAAAACUGCACUGUGCUUCUCUCCAGCCUGCUGUAGAUGUUCCCUUCCAAAACCCAUCCGUGAAGCAGUUUCAAAAGGCUACUCACUCUGCCUCCAGCCCUUUUUCCAGCGCUGUCCUUCUGUUGUUGUAUAGGGAAGAGAUGUCGAACAACUGGUGCCAACAACCCAGGAUCGGUGCCAACAGUAUAAAUGUCCUUUGGGGGGGGGGAGGAAUGGUCCUCAAGAAAGCCCAUUUAAGGCUCAAUCUGGUGUCUGGAUGGGUUGAAGAGGGAAUGUGGCUAAUAGGCUGUGGUGUGAUCGGCGUUUCCAAACGGCUGAGAAAAGCAAAGUGAGCGUGUCUUAUUUUGUAAAACGUCUGGAGGGCUAAAAUGUAUCUUGAAUGGGGUGGGAAAAUACAGUUUUACGAGCUCUCCUGUGUAUCUUGUUUUUUUGUGUUCAUUGAUAACACAAGCAGGAUUUACUGGGGGGGGGGGCGAAGAUCUCGAGCCCCUCAGACAUAGAAAAGGAAGGCAUAACCUUAAAUUAUGCUAUUGUGACAAUUGGUCGAGGAAGACCCCAUAAUAGCCCUUUAGGUGUUGAACAGUUUAGUGCAGGACUGUUAAUCUGCCAAGAACCUCUCAUUGCUUGCUCCUCGUUCAUAUGUGCACGUGCACCUCU